AUGAAUACUCAAAUUGGAGUAUAUCCCCUGUGUGUUAGUAUUUACGAUAUUGAUAUUGUAUAUUCUGGUUCUGGAGAAACUUCUAUUGAAAGUGAUGUGUUGCAACUUGAAUACAAUAAAGAAUUAAAUAGUGAGGAUGAUCCAUUAGCAAUUGUACCAGCAUUUGGCGAUCAAACAGUAGAUGUAUUUGAUGUUGAAAAUGAUUUAAUAAUCACUAACAGAUCGCAAAAGGAGAUAAUGGUGGAUCAGAUAUACAUCGAUAAGUCGACAUUGAAAGAUGAUGGGGUGCAUUCAGAUUGUCGUGCAACAAGUUCGUUGAUUGGAGGAAUAAUAGCACCUAAAUUGAGGAAUCAUAAGAGGAAGUACAGUCCAAAUGAUAUUAAAGAUGACAUUAAGUUGGACUUGGGUAUUGAUAUUAAUUACAUGUUGGCAUGGCGAUCAAAGGAGAAGGCAUUAGAAUCUAUCAUGGGGCAACCAGCUGCGUCUUACGGGAAGCUACCAGGAUACUUGUAUACGUUGGAUAAGACGUAUCCUGGUUCACAUAUACGAAUGCAGAAAACACCUAAUGACGAAUUUUUGUAUGUUUUUAUAGCGCUGGAUGCUUUUAUAAAGGGAUUUGAUCAUUGCAGGCCAAUUGUUGUUGUAGACGCCAGCCACCUCAAAUCAGCAUACACUGGUGCAUUCGUAUCAGCCAGCACUAUGGAUGGAGCAGGGAAUAUAUUACCUUUGGCAUACGGAGUUAUAGAUUCGGAAAAUGAUGCUUCUUGGACAUGGUUCUUUGAACAAUUCAAAGAAGCAUAUGGAGAAAGAGAGAAUAUGUGCGUAGUAUCUGACCGACAUAAUAGCAUAAUUAAGGCUCUAUCUAUUGUAUACAACAAUGUCCAACAUUACGCCUGCGUAUGGCACUUGUGGGCUAAUGUAUGUAAGAAUUUUCGAAAAGCAAAUGAUCAAUUGAGUGAAGUAUUCUACACUAUGGCAAAGGCAUAUACUCAAAGUGAUUUUGAUAAGCUAAUGAAAAGGGGUGAGCAGUUUGAUGUAAGGGUUAAGAAUUACUUGGAGAUGGUUGGAUAUGAGAAGUGGGCAAGGUUGUAUGCACCAGUUCCUCGUGGUUGGGUUAUGACAUCAAAUAUUGCAGAGUGCAUCAAUUCGACGUUAGUAGCAGCAAGAGAAUUACCAAUAUUUGACUUUCUUGAACAAGUGCGAUUGAUGUUUGCUAGAUGGAAUUGCACAAAUCGGAAAAAUGCAUCGUGCACAUUCACACUGCUUGGGAAGAAGUUUCAAGAGAUGCUUUUGCUUAAUGAAUCAAAAUCUGGGCGUAUGAUGGAAUAUUUUUAUAAGCGAGGAACAAUAUUGAAAACAUAUGAAGUCCCUAUAUAUCCUCUACCUGACAAAAGUGAAUGGAACAUACCUGAACACAUUGCUACCGAAGUUGUGUUGCCACCAAAAUUCAAGCGACCUCCAGGAAGGCCAAAAAAGCAACGUGAAAAGUUAUUUAGCGAGCUGAGCAAAAGGAAGGGUACCAAUUCUUGUAGUACAUGUGGACAACAAGAUCAUAAUAGGCGUUCAUGUCGAACUGCAACACGAAAUGCAUAG
Molecule: messenger RNA, 1593 nt
Organism: Solanum pennellii
Lineage: Eukaryota; Viridiplantae; Streptophyta; Magnoliopsida; Solanales; Solanaceae
Exons: 4
Coding region: 1-1593 (530 amino acids)
Source: RefSeq, a predicted model, not a curated record